AUGCCUUUUGGUUUGAAAAAUGUUGGAGCCACAUAUCAAAGAGCAAUGAAUUUCAUAUUCCAUGAUUUAAUUGGAAGGUUUCUAGAGGUAUACAUUGAUGAUGUGGCUGUCAAAUCUGAUACAAUUGAGGAACAUUUAACUCAUCUAAGGCAGACAUUUCAAAGACUGAGGAGUCAUCAGUUAAAGAUGAACCCUUUGAAAUGUGCCUUUGUGGUGACUGUUUGGUUUGCCUCAGUCAAUCAAGGAACUAUGUUCAAUGGAGAUGAGAUGAGGGAGUUUGCCACAGAGCAUGGCAUUCAAAUCUUAUAUUCUUCUCCUUACUAUGCUCAAGCAAAUAAGCAGGCUGAAGCAACAAACAAAAUUGUGAAGAAUACAUUGGAAAGAAUUAUUGAGGAUAAUCCUGGGGAUUGGCAUAAUCUAUUAUCUGAGGUAUUGUGGGUCUACAGAAAUUCUAGGAAAAAUAGUAUAGGAACAACUCCAUAUGAGUUUGUGUAUAGACAUGAUGUUGUACUCCCCUCAAAAGUUACUGUGAGGUCCAAUCGACUAACUCAACAGUUGAACAUCCCAAUGGAUGAAUAUAGUGAAGCCAUGUCAAUUGAGUUACAAGAUUUAGAAGAAAAUAGGAUCUCUGCUUUCAAUCAUUUGAUAGCACAAAAGAAAAAGGUAGAGAGAAGUUAUAACAAGAAAGUGAAGCACAAAGUGUUCUCUAAAGGAGAAUUAGUUUGGAAAACUAUUUUGCCUCUUGGAACAAAAAGCCCAAAGUAUGGAAAAUGGUUUCCUAAUUGGGAGGGACCCUUUAAAGUUUUCAAGGUCCUUAAAUGA
Molecule: messenger RNA, 822 nt
Organism: Camellia sinensis
Lineage: Eukaryota; Viridiplantae; Streptophyta; Magnoliopsida; Ericales; Theaceae
Source: RefSeq, a predicted model, not a curated record